AUGAAAAAAAUCAAUUAAACUUAAAAGAACACUAGGAGAAAAAUUUAAAAAGUCAAGAUUCAUAAGAAGAAGGAGAAGAUUUCUAUAAUAAACUAAUAAAGCGAUAGUUUAGGUUAGAUAUUAGAAAAACUUAAAAAUUAAGAGAAGAAUCUGAAAAAACAAAGAAAAUCAUUAAAUUCAAACCUAAAUUCAGAGAAAUUAUUAAUAAAUAAAGGUCUUUCAUUAAUGUGCAAAGGAAAGUUUGAGGAAUCAAUAAAUUAAUUUGAUGAAGCAAUUAAACUAAAUCCAAAAAAUGAUGAAGCAUACGUUAAUAAAAGUAAUAUCUGAUGAUAUUAGGCGCUGCAUUAAUUGAAUUAAACUAAUUCAAAAAAGGUUUAUAAACAGCAAAUUUAGCAAUUAAAUCAAACUCGAAAAAUGACGAAGCUUAUAAUAAAAAAGGUAUUGAAUUAAAUUAAUUUAGGCGCGGCUUUAUUUCAUCUUAAUAAAUAAAAAGAAGCAGAGUCUUAAUUUUAAAAAGCAAUUAGUCUAAACCCAAAAAAUGAAUUUGCAUAAUUUAAUAUGGGUACUUUUUAUUGUUAUGUAAGCCAAUUUGCUAAGAGAAUGGGACAGACAUACAGAAGCAAUCGAAUAUUAUAAUCGCGCAAUUUAAAUAAAUCCAACUGACAUCGAAUAUUAUAUUGAAAAAGGUAUUUUACAAAUAAUCUUUAGCAUUUUGUUUACAAGUACUGAAGAAGUAUAAAAAUGCUAUAGAAUGCUUUAACUAAGCCCUUUCACUGAAUCCAGAUGAAGAAUUAACUUAAACUUUGUUAAUGAAUAAAGGUACAAGAAAGAAUUGAUUGUUUAGGUUUUUCAUUAGGUUGCAUUUAAUAGUUUGAGGAGGAAUUAGACUGCUACUAAAAAGUUGUCAAGGUUAAUCCUAAACAUAAAGAAGCUCAACAACUAAUCAAAAUUUUGAGUAUUUAAAUCAAUAAUUGCAAAAAGGCUAAUGAUAAUGGAACUUAAAAAAACAAAAAAUAGAAAAUAAGGUAAUUAGAAAAUAAAAAGAACUGA
Molecule: messenger RNA, 1050 nt
Organism: Paramecium octaurelia
Lineage: Eukaryota; Ciliophora; Oligohymenophorea; Peniculida; Parameciidae
Source: the annotation of a GenBank genome assembly